CGAUCCCUACCUCACUUCAAUAACACUUUACAAUCACUAUCAACCUACAAAGCAAGUCAAUCUUCCUCAAGAUGCAGAUCACCUCGGUCGUCAUCCUCGCUGCCCUCGCUGCCAGCAUUGCUGCCAACCCUCUUCCUGAGCCCCAGGGCGGUCUCAGCGGGGCCCCGAUCCGGCGCAUCGAGCGCAAAGCAGAGCGAAGGGGAGGAGCUCUGGGCGAGCGCAAGGAAGAGAAUUUCCUACGUGCCAACCGUCCUCGUGACCUCGAGCUCAUGAAAUCCAACCUUGAGAUACGUUCUCCCACUCUCGAGUUCGACCUGGAAGCUCGCCAAGAAGUUGAAGAGCCCGCAUCUGCAGCUGCGACACCUGCAACCCCCCACGCGCAGAAGGGUGCUGGUAAGCACGCCGGCAGGAAAGCUAGGGGCGGCAAGCGCGGCCGGCGUACCAGGGGCGGCAAGCGCGGCCGGCGUACCAGGAGCGGCCGCGGUGCCCAUGGUCGUGGUGGUAGUAGGCGUGGCGGCCGCAAGAGUCACAAGAAGGUUGUCGAGGAAGCGACCUCUCCUGCUCCUGGCGCAGAGGCAACAUCACCUGUCCCGGACGCAGCCCCUGUUACUCCAGGUUCCGCACCUGCAGCCCGCAGUUUCGAUGAUGACUUCGAGCUGGAGGUCCGCUCUCCCCAAGGCCGCCGGGGCGGUGGGGGAAGGGGUGGCAGGGGCAGCAUGGGCAGGGGCGGCAAGGGCAGGGGCAGGGGCGGCAAGGGGCGUGGUUCCCGCAAGAUGCAACCGCAACAGCAGUCCGAGAGUGAGGAAGCCCCGCCUUCCGCCCGCGACUUCAGCCUGGAGGAGCUUGACUGAGCGCCUUCCCUUCGAGGUUUUCUUUCGCAUCAUUGUACCCUAGUUGAUC
This is a messenger RNA of Dacryopinax primogenitus, 900 nucleotides long. RefSeq lists its product as uncharacterized. The transcript has a single exon. The record is from RefSeq and is a predicted model, not a curated record. NCBI's taxonomy places the organism in Eukaryota, Fungi, Basidiomycota, Dacrymycetes, Dacrymycetales, Dacrymycetaceae. The annotation marks the transcript as partial.